UGUAUCUUUCAUAUCUUUCACGACCAUUAUUCAUAUCAUAUUAAUUUUUGGUGUAUUAACAAAAAGUGUCCAAUUGUGCUGUGCAUAAAAUAUUUGAUUUUCAAUUGUAUACAACACAUAACUACUUAUGGAGAUUGAGCUCAACCAUCGCUGUCUUCAUUUGCGGUAUUUUUCUUUGAAAAAUCAUGAAUAACAUAAAUUAAAGUUGUCCUAAAUAAAAUUGUGUUGAUUUCAACGUCAUAAUGGGCUCCGAAGUAUGUUACUGGAAAAUGCUACUCAUAUCUAGCGUAGUAGUUUACUCUUCAAAUGGAGAAUCAUCGCCGUUGCGACAUUGCGAAUCAAUUCGAAUCGAUAUGUGUCGCGGUAUUGGUUAUAAUGAGACAUCUAUGCCAAAUUUAGUUGGUCAUGAGCUUCAGUCAGAUGUUGAAUACACUUUACAAACUUUUGCACCUCUGAUUGAAUAUGUUUGCAGUACGCAGCUUAAAUUAUUCCUAUGUGCAGCUUAUGUGCCCUUAUGCACGCCUAAGGUCCCUGUUCCGAUUGGGCCAUGUAGAAGCUUAUGCGAAAGCGUGAGAAUGAGGUGCCACCCCGUAUUACAAGGCUUUGGAUUUCCUUGGCCUCCAGCCUUAGAUUGUAAUAGAUUUCCUAAAGAGAAUAAUCAUGAAACAAUGUGUAUUGAAGGGCCAGGGGAGACACAAUCAAACAUGGAACACGAAAACUUCGGUGGUGCCACAAUAAACAAAGUGCCUUCUAUAACAACCACAUUAGAAUGCCCUGGGCUAUCAAAAUCCCACAUGUACGUAAAAUUACAUCGAUCUGGACGAUGUGCACCCUUAUGUGAAGCUGAUAUAUUAUUCGGUCAACAUGAAAAACAUUUGGCAGAGUUAUGGGUAGCUGCGUGGACAUAUGCAGACAUUUUUUUGGCACUGAUUGCAAUACUGAGCUUAGUACUUAGCGAUAACUCGAAGAGGAAUAAUAAUCAAAAGUUGGCACGUGUUCUUACCCCCUUUGUGUGGUGUAAUUUCAUGGUAGCUUUAGGAUGGACUAUUCGUUUCAUAGUUGGAAGAACAGCAACGUCAUGCGGUUAUGAUCCUCAACUACCCAAUGUCUUGCUCUUAAUAGUUGACGGACUCUCAAAUGCAGCUUGUGCUACAACUUUUUUGCUCCGAUAUUACUUUUUUAUGGCUUCGUGCGCAUGGUGGGCAAUACUUUGUCUUACGUGGCAUCGGGAUGUUCGACGGAUCGACCCAGAAGAUUUGGAAUGUUUUUCGACAGAAUCUUCAACUACAUUUACUAACUUGAAUAAUAGUACAGCUAGAAGGGGACACCUAACUAAUAAUAAUAAACGUGAUGAAAACCUGUCAAUAAUGCAAAGCAAUCUGGCAAGCUUUAUGGCUUGGGGCCUUCCAGCAUUUCAGACUGCCGCAGUAAUAGUAGCAAGACUUGUGGAUGCCGAUGAGCUUAUAGGUUCUUGUUUCGUGGGAAACCAAUCGGACAAAGGGCUGCAAAUAUUAGUCGCAACUCCACUGUUUUGUUACUGGAUUUUCGGUUCAAUGAACUUAGGUUCAGGGUAUCUGGUGUAUCGUAGAUAUAAAGCUAUAUUGAAAAGUACUUCUUCACCUAUGAUGAAGCAACAUUUUCGGACUAAGUGUCCAAGUUACGAUUUUGGUACAUUUUUGUUCAUAUACUGUGUUCCAUGCGCGUUACUCUUAAUUUCCGUAAUCUAUGAGUUUGCAAAUAUUGAUAUUUGGCUUAAUAUUCCUCCCUAUUUGGUUGCCACUGAGGGUUUCACAACACCAAUGUGGCCUUUCCUGACGCGAGCCUUUAUGGAAAUAUUAUUGGGAAUUAUCUGUUUUGCAUGGCUUUUAGGCCCAAAAAUAUCUAUGAUGUACAAACAGCAACUGGUUCUGAGGAAUGUAAAAGAAACAACAGUUUCACAAGGAAAUAAUCGUAAUAAAAGCCUUAACUGUAAUUAUAGUACGACAUCUUACCAAACGGUGCGUGCACCAGCAAGUUCAUAUUCACAGCGACGCGCUUCAGGCAGUAUUUCAAUGAACCAAUUAACGAAGUACUCUCACAAUAAGGUUAUUGCACAAAAUAUCCAAAAUCAAAAGCAUUUACACAAAAACCGUUAUUAUAUAAGACCACAGCAAACGUAUUUUGAAUGUUGUGGGGAUGAAACAAUACUAUAACUGAACUUUUGACAAUCUUGCCUCAAACUGUGUAACAAUAAGACUGUGAUAAAAAUAACAGUAUAAACAUAAUUCUAAUUUCUGGUUAAUGAGUACUAUCUAGAAAUAAUUGUUAUAUACUGUGUAGAUUAAAAAGUACUUAUCUUUUUAUUACUUUUAAAAAGUGCCAUUAUUUGUAACCCACUAAUAAUCUUAUAAAGUAAAUUAUAUUAUUUCUGAACAAGAUUUCAGGAUUUGUAUUGUGGCCCUCUUGCCAUUGCAGCUACUAGCAAGUCGUAAAUACUUCCUUCUUUGGGAUAACGGUUAGAUAAUUUAUUGGAUAAGUUAUUUUAGAUAUAAACACUUACCAGUGAACAACGAAACUAAAAUUAAAAUGUAUGAUAUACGUAUGUGCCUAAAUUUAACUAUAUGUAUAUAUAUAAUAUUUUCUAUUUCCGUGUAUGACUUAAGUAAUAUUUUCUUAUAUACAUAAGUAUAUAAGCAUAUGUAUUACAAACAAUUUAACAUUCAAAAAUAUAUGUACACUGUUCUAAUGCAUUGUGCAUUGCUGCGGAAA
Messenger RNA from Ceratitis capitata (Mediterranean fruit fly), 2748 nucleotides. It is a transcript of the gene fz4, whose product is annotated as frizzled-4. The transcript is spliced from 4 exons. The record is from RefSeq and is a predicted model, not a curated record. The coding region runs from base 243 to 2192 and encodes 649 amino acids. Lineage: Eukaryota; Metazoa; Arthropoda; Insecta; Diptera; Tephritidae. Gene Ontology annotation, biological process: non-canonical Wnt signaling pathway; canonical Wnt signaling pathway. Gene Ontology annotation, molecular function: Wnt-protein binding; Wnt receptor activity. Gene Ontology annotation, cellular component: plasma membrane.